AUUCAAUUUGAUACUAUGGUUGCCAGGCGAUUCGCGGGUAAAUUUCUUAAUAGCAGUCAGUUGCUAGGCAACCAAUCGGCAUUGUAAUAUCGGUUAUUUUGUCGAACAGCGUUGCCGUGGGCAGCCGUGGGUUUUUGACUCUUGCGUCCUAGCCAUAAGCCGCCCAGUGUUUUUAUAUACCUUGAAGCCGCCUUGCCAUAAGCGAUAAGUAUUCAGUAAAGGUUGUAAAAUUUAAAGUUUACAGCUUCAAGUGUAUUUUAUCUGGCCGGAUUUGCAGUUAUUUAAGAUUACAUAGAUUGCAUUCUGCCAUUCAGCGAUGGCAAGUGGCAAAGUACGUGCGAAGGUGGAUAAGGCGUCUGGGGACACGGUGAUGUACAAUGACGUGGCAGUACGGAGCAACUCUGCCGUCAUCGAGUACUGCCGCACCUCCAUGGCCGCGCUCGGAGGCUCCACGGCGGGAAUCCUCGGCUUCACCGGGCUCUACGGCUUCCUCUUCUUCCUGCUCUGCAACGUCACACUCUGGCUGCUUCUACUGUUGAAGGCUGGUAUCUCGUGGAACCGAUUCUUCGUCAGCCGCCGCUCGCUGCUCACCAGUGGCCUCUUCUCGGGAAUGUUCACUUACGUCCUGUUCUGGGUGUUCCUGUUCGGUAUGGUGCACGUGUACUGAGUGGACUCCGCGCAUAUGGUGCACAUGUACCCAGUGUGUAUGACGUGCGGUGAGCGUGUGCUGAGCGCGUUUGUGCCGGCUGUGGCUGAUCGCUGUUUCAGCCGAUCUCCGCAUGGUGGCGCCGUGCUCGCCAGAUGAAUGCUCUGCGCGCCGCCCGCCUCCUUGCGUUAUCAGGCUGCCAUAAAUUCAUUGGUGGCAUAACUGAUGCACUCUGGGUAGUGUACUGAAUGAGUUGUGUCACACUGGUUGCAUUAUGGGUGGGUAAAUGUGGGGUUCGGUGUGGAAUGUAUAUUAUGCGGCAACUGUGAAACAACAAUGGUUGAAGUGAAGAGGCUAGGUUGUAUGUGUGGUGUCGAUUUAUCGUGAUUAAAUUUAAUGAAAUGCCGCAGUAUGCCGUGUAUUCUUCACCAUGAAGCGUUGUUUUUUGUUUGUUUUCAACGAAAGUUUGUUAUACUGGUGUUAGGAAAAUAGUUCUCGAUUGUAUUUCACGGCCAUUUAUAUUAAACUUGCCAAUUGUCUUUGUUUUAUUGCUUUGUUGUUUUUGUUCGCUGAUUUAAUUAGCUGUCUAGCGUCCAUUUUUCCAGAGCAGGGUUGCGGCGCUCAUUUUCAACUUGUAUUCCUAAAGAUGUGUUAUCAAAUAAAAUAUUGAAUGCA
Amphibalanus amphitrite is the source of this 1321-nucleotide messenger RNA. Its product is annotated as ER membrane protein complex subunit 6-like. Lineage: Eukaryota; Metazoa; Arthropoda; Thecostraca; Balanomorpha; Balanidae. The record is from RefSeq and is a predicted model, not a curated record. The transcript is spliced from 4 exons. Gene Ontology annotation, cellular component: endoplasmic reticulum; EMC complex; membrane. Gene Ontology annotation, biological process: protein folding in endoplasmic reticulum; autophagosome assembly. The coding region runs from base 317 to 667 and encodes 116 amino acids.